GUAGUUUCCGAUCAAUCAUUGUUGGCGUAUAGUUUAUGGUGAACAGAGAAAGGGCUCACGGCGGGCACGGCGGCACUUCGCGUGAAAUUGCAUGAUCUUUUACGUCUGACCCCCGUUCGGAGAUUCGAAUCUGCUCUCACAACCAUGUCAACUGGACCUACACAUAAACAUCGUUAUAAAAAUGUAGGAUUAGAUUCACAAGAAUUACGGAGACGCAGAGAAGAAGAGGGAGUUCAAUUAAGAAAACAAAAACGUGAGCAGCAAUUAUCAAAACGUCGAAAUGUUCCAAAUAUUGUUGCAGAUGAAGAUAAUGUUACAACUACGGACGAAUAUUCACUUCCUACAGCACAAUCGCAGUCUCCUGGUAUUAUAACAUCUGAGAUGGUAGAUGCGUUAUAUAGUCCUAACAUACAAGAUCAAUUGGCAGCAACACAGAAAUUUAGAAAAUUAUUAUCAAGAGAGCCAAAUCCUCCUAUAGAUGAGGUCAUACAAACGGGAAUUGUACCACAAUUUGUUGAAUUUCUUAAAAAUAACACAAAUUGCACUCUGCAGUUCGAAGCAGCAUGGGCUCUGACAAACAUAGCAAGUGGUACAUCUCAACAAACACGCAUUGUGAUAGAUGCUGGAGCUGUUCCUACUUUCAUAGCUUUACUUGGUUCUGAAUAUGAAGAUGUACAGGAACAAGCUGUUUGGGCAUUGGGUAAUAUUGCAGGAGAUAGUCCUGAAUGCAGAGAUCAUGUCUUAGCCAAUGGUAUCCUCACGCCACUUCUACAACUGCUCUCAAAGGCAUCACGGCUUUCUAUGACUCGCAAUGCGGUAUGGGCGUUAUCAAAUCUCUGUCGAGGAAAAAAUCCAGCACCAGCUUUUGCAAAAGUUGCACCAUGUUUACCAGUGUUAGCACAUCUUCUCAAUCAUACUGACUUUGAUGUGCUUGCUGAUGCUUGUUGGGCUCUUUCUUACUUGAGCGACGGUCCAAAUGACAAAAUACAAGCUGUUAUUGAUGCUGGCGUUUGCAGGCGUCUUGUAGAACUUCUCAUGCAUGAACAAAAUAACGUAAUAAGCGCGGCUCUUCGUGCUGUAGGAAAUAUAGUUACGGGAGAUGAUGUGCAAACGCAAGUUGUGUUAAAUUGCUCGGCAUUACCGUGUCUAUUACAUCUCUUAAGUUCACCACGGGAAAGUGUUCGUAAAGAGGCUUGCUGGACAGUCUCUAAUAUCACUGCCGGUAAUCCCCAACAAAUACAAGCAGUGAUUGAUGCUAAUAUCUUUCCGGUUUUAAUUGAGAUUUUGAGCAAAGCUGAAUUUAAAACACGUAAAGAGGCUGCAUGGGCAAUUACAAAUGCUACUAGUGGCGGAACGGCCGAUCAAAUUCGAUAUCUCGCAAUGCAGGGAUGUAUUCCGCCGCUCUGCGAUUUGCUUACUGUUAUGGACGUCAAGAUCGUUCAAGUCGCUUUGAACGGAAUAGAAAACAUUUUACGUCUGGGAGAACAAGAUGCAACUGUGCAUAAUGGUCUCAAUCCUUACGCAGUUCUUAUUGAAGAAUGUUAUGGCCUAGACAAAAUAGAAUUCUUGCAAUCUCACCAAAAUAUGGAUAUUUAUCAAAAGGCCUUUGAUAUUAUCGAACGAUAUUUUGGGUCUGAAGAAGAGGAUACCAGGCUUGUACCUUCAAUCGAUUCGCAAGGAGCAGAAUAUCAAUUCUCCGCACCAGAUUCUUCCCAACUACCAGUGCAAGGCUUUGAAUUCUAAUCAACUAUUUUUUAAUUUCUGAAUAUAACUCUGUUUCGUUGAAUGUGUUAACGUUAUUCAUUCUACAGGGAUUUAUAAUAUUCUGAAAAUCGGAACAUCAAUAGUAAACACAUGAUUUUAUAUAAUCACUCAUAUAAUUAGAGUUUAUUUGUGUCAAAACAAUUACUACUAGCACCACUACAUUCGAAAAUUAUCUAUUCUUCAUUGAAUUAAAAACAGUAAAAAAAACUUCAUACAUUUUUAGUUCUCAUUUUGUUUCUCAUUAUUUAGGAUGAACCAUAACUUACUAUGUGUUACUAUCUAAAGUAAUUAUGUUUUCGAACCUACGUCAAAUUGCGACAAUGUCUGCGUUAGAGCCUUGAAACAAUUUGUGUAGGAACAUACAGACUCAUACCUGCAUGUAUUUAGUAUGAGGCGUUCAGUUUUUGAAACGUAAACGUCUUAGUGCUUAAGUAGAAGUGGAGACAAUGAUCAGAACAAUUUGUCGAGGCAGGCUCAUACCUCGUCUGACAUGUGACUGACGCAGAAUUACGAAAAAAAAGACUUGCAUUAUCCUGCAAGACGCUAACUGAAUGACUGAAGUACGCGACUACGUAGCCAACACGGACAACAUUACGCAACGCGGUACUCACCUCCUUACUAUACUAGAUAGAAACAUGACCAAUUAAACUUUUUUACUGUAAAUACGUAUCUCGUAAUUUUAAGGCUAUUCUAUACAGAGUGCCCUUAAACGAAGCAAUAGUCUUAUUAUCUGGCCAUCAAUGCAACGUUGCAAGAGUUUGCAAGAAUUGGUUGGAAGUAUUUGUUGUAAUUUGUGAUACUCAAGCAUGAUUUGUAUGUGCAAAACAUGCUUUGGUUUUCUUAUGUUAAAUAAUUAUGCGGAUUGCCGACUCCAGUUAUUACAUCUAUACUUUUGUUAAUUGAAUAUCACGCGAUUAAAUUACUAGUUAUUCUUAAUUAUAAAUACUUACAGAUGUAUUGAAUAAGUCAUUUUUAUCUUAUGUUUUAUAAUUAAAUUUUUGAACUAUCAGAGAAGUGAAAUUUUUCAACCCUUUAUUUACUUAUGAUAAAAAUUAAUGGUAUUGAAAUUGUACAGCACACAUUAGAUUUUGGACAUUCUGUAUGAAAAGUCUGUGACUGUAUAUAUGAAAAAAAGUGUAUUUAUUAUUUAGGUUUGACGAUACCAUACUAUAUUAUACAAACCCUAUUAUAUACUAUCUACUUUUAGUUACCGAUUUGAAUUAUUACGACGGAGAACGACUAUUACAGUUCACUAGUUGAAAACUUUGCUAAUGUAUCACUUUAGCAAAGUAUGCAGCUAUGGAUACUUGUUGCCAAUUUAUAAAAUGCUUACCAAAUAAUAUAGUAAAACCUGAACAUAAAAGAGAAUUUGCCAUUGUGUUGUACACGCAUUAUAUUGUGCAUAUUUUUAAAUGAAAUUUGGAAUUUAUAAAUCGUAUACAAUGGGGGUGAAACCAUUAUAUACACAAACACACACAUACACACACAUUUUUUUUACAUGAAAUAUAUAAAAAUUGAAAAUAAAUCAGUGUUUUUCAGCUAUUAUAAUUAUAAUCUUUAGGUGUAUUAUGAAAUGUUUAACAAUAUUUUUCUACUUACAAUCAUACUUUAAUCGAGAUAAAUUUUAUUUAUUAUUUUCAUAUUAAUAUUAAUAAAGCAAAUGUUACUAUUUGUUUAAUACGCAGAUAAGCUCGUAUAAAUAUUUUUUUUUAUUGCAAAGUUUUUCUACUUAAUAUUUCAUUACUUAAAGAGAUUGAAAAGCACUGGUUUAAAUAAUCGAAAUUUUUUUUUGUUUCAAGGGUGUAAUAAGAAACACAUUUCAGAACAUUUAUUAAAACAAAGCUAUAUAGACAUGCAUGUUAAAGCUUCACAAUUAUUUUAAGUUUUUCUUUAUUUGCUUUUAGAAAAUAGUGAAAAGGAUAUAUAUUUCAAUUAGUACAUGUGAAACGAUAUACUAAAAAGCAUUAGGUGAUAUUCACAGUUUGAUCUUAUAUUCAAGAGAUAAGUCUUAAAUAGAAUCAUUUCAUUGGUACCACAGAGUCAAACUCUCCAUAACUCAAGAUAAUCCUGAAUAUAAGAUGCUUUAUGAAUACCAACUAUUGAAUAGGUAUCAGAAAACCAAUGAUCUUUUAUCUAAAUUACAUGAAAAAAUCUAUGAAAAUUUUAAAAUCUUUUAUUCAAGACAGACAAAUAUCCGGCGCCCAAUUCGAGGAACUAAAAAAUGUAUAUAAAAUUACCUAAGUCGACCUCGGAAAUUUAUUAUUUAAGCACUAAAAUCCGAUUUUAUCCGAAUUGUUGGCCAAUUAUUGAUUUAAACAUGUUAUAAAAUUUUAUUUAAUGUGUAUCGUUCAUUGUAAGCAAUUUAUAUAAAUGUUAAAAAAUAAUUUAUUAUUUUCAUAAAAUUUUGUAUGUGUAAUAUACAAUAUCAUAUUUUGUAUAUGUAACAGUAAUUUUUGUUAACAUUUUGCUAUUUUAUUAUAAAUAUCCUGAAUGAUUAAACUAAAUAAUGUAAAAGAUCUUGUAAAUUGGCAAUGAGCAGGAUACGACACUCGACAUUACUUCAAUCGUUGUAUGGACUGCCGACUGACACAUUAAUACGAAAUCGAAUAUCAUACACAUACACAAAAUAAUUAUAAUUAUUGUAUUUUAUUUUGAAGCUAAAUAAAUAUGUCAUUCGGAAAUAUGCGUGAAAUCGCUACGUACAACAGUGUCGUUAUAUUUUUCGAAAAUAGAAAUAUGAAAUUGUGAUUAGAAAAAACUCGCUAAAAAUAAAAUUUAUUUCGUGUAACAUUGGCAUAACAAAAUAAAGUUAAAUUAACAGAUU
Messenger RNA from Solenopsis invicta (red fire ant), 4588 nucleotides. It is a transcript of the gene Kap-alpha1, whose product is annotated as importin subunit alpha-7. The transcript has 8 exons. Gene Ontology annotation, biological process: NLS-bearing protein import into nucleus. The coding region runs from base 145 to 1743 and encodes 532 amino acids. NCBI's taxonomy places the organism in Eukaryota, Metazoa, Arthropoda, Insecta, Hymenoptera, Formicidae. Gene Ontology annotation, molecular function: protein binding; nuclear import signal receptor activity. Gene Ontology annotation, cellular component: nucleoplasm; cytoplasm; nucleus. The record is from RefSeq and is a predicted model, not a curated record.